CAUGGCCGUGCCACCCUUCAGUGGGUGCCUCGUCAUGCCAGGAAAAGAAAACAAGAAAUAGGAAAGAAAAAGGGUGGGCAGGUCUAGGUGAAGUCAUCCCAAUAAAGGUUAAUAGCUGGGCGGUGACACCUUCUCACACCACUGGACAGAAAAUGCUUGCUCCCAGCUGCCUGUCACGGUACUGGGAGUAAGAGGUGACCUAUUUAUUUUUAGAAGGGGACAGUCAUAAUAACCCGGCUCCUAGCUUCAUUCAAGGCAGGCAGGUGCUUUGGACGUUUGUAAACACCUACUUUCUGAAGAAGGGAGGAGCGCUUUUUUUUUUUUUUUUUUCAAAAGGGAAAGAACUUGAAGGCUGGGGAUCUUCCCCCGGGACACUCGCUGUUGAGUGGAGAAGAAGCCAUUGUAGCACACGAGUGCUACAGCCGUGUCCACUCGGCCAUUAUUUUUAUACAGGGCAGAAAUGCCUGAAGGUGACGACUUUGGACCAGGCCAGAGCUGGGAAGUUAUCAAUUCCAAACCGGAUGAAAGACCGAGGCUCAGCCACUGUAUUGCAGAAUCAUGGAUGAAUUUCAGCUUAUUUCUUCAAGAAAUGUCUCUUUUUAAACAGCAGAGCCCCGGCAAGUUUUGUCUCCUGGUCUGCAGUGUGUGCACAUUUUUUACGGUCUUGGGAAGUUACAUUCCUGGGGUUAUACUCAGCUAUCUACUGUUAUUGUGUGCAUUUUUGUGUCCACUGUUUAAGUGUAAUGAUAUUGGACAAAAAAUAUACAGCAAAAUCAAGUCAGUUCUGCUGAAACUAGAUUUUGGAAUUGGAGAAUAUAUUAAUCAGAAGAAACGUAAGAGAUCUGAAGCAGAUAAAGAAAAAAGUCACAAAGAUGACAGUGAAUUAGACCUUUCAGCUCUUUGUCCUAAGAUUAGCCUCACGGUUGCUGCUAAAGAGUUGUCUGUGUCUGACACGGACGUAUCUGAGGUCUCCUGGACUGACAAUGGGACCUUCAACCUUUCAGAAGGAUACACUCCACAGACAGACACUUCUGAUGAUCUCGACCGGCCUAGCGAAGAAGUUUUCUCUCGAGACCUUUCCGAUUUUCCAUCUGUAGAAAAUGGCAUGGGAACAAACGAUGAAGAUGAAUUCAGCCUUGGCUUGCCCACUGAGCUCAGGAGAAAAAAGGAGCAGCUGGACAGCGGUCCCAGAGCAAGCAAAGAGAGGCAGUCCGCCGCUGGCCUCACCCUUCCGCUGAGCAGUGACCAAACCUUUCACUUGAUGCGCAACCUGGCCGGGGACGCCAUCACAGCCGCAGUGACAGCUGCCAUCAAAGAGCAGUUAGAGGGCGCCGCGAAGCAAGCACUCUCUCAGGCUGCCCCCAGCCUGGGAGACGACACAGACACUGAAGAAGGUGAUGACUUUGAACUACUUGACCAGUCAGAGCUUGAUCAAAUUGAGAGUGAAUUGGGACUUGCACAAGACCAAGAAGCAGAAGCACAGCAAAGUAAGAAGGCUUCGGGCUUCCUUUCAAAUCUACUCGGAGGAGGCCAUUAGUCUGGGAAUCAACUUGUUCAACACAGCACAGAUAAAACUACCAAAAAAUUAUAAACAAUGCAAAAAAAAAAAAAAAGAAAAAAAAGAAAAGGAAAAAAAAAUUUUUUGAACUGUGGGCUUUACUGAUUACUUCAGAUUGUUUUUCUUAUUUUCCCUUCUGCAGUGAAUUAAUUGGAUCUAUAUCAGCUGAUACUGAUAGACUGAUAUUUCCUAUAGUUAUUUUUAUGUAAUAAGCAUGGAAAUGAACUUUGUAUACACAUAUAUACAUGCUGUGUUAUCAGAGAUGAAUAUUAGAAGUUGUUUUUAAAGCAAAACACCAACUUAUUGAGAUCCUCCUACAAGUAUUCCUUAUUUUUCCUUUACAAUUAACUUUUCAGGCAUGCAAAAACUUUAUUGUAACUCACUGAAAUAUUAACAAUUCGUUGGUGAAUACAUGCGGUAUCAGCUCCUUUGUUACCGAUACUUGGAAACAGUUAAAAAAAUUUUGGUAGAUUCUGAUGUGAAAAACCAAAAAUCAUCAAGGUAUCUUCAGGUGGAGGACUUGGGAAAUAUUAGCAAAAUUAAUUUCUUAGGAGAAAAUUUUAAAAAUAUAUUUAACUACUUUGGAUAGGCUGAUACAUUUCCAUGUUAUUUCUGCAGUUAUAGACUUAGGCUUACCUAUAAAUGGCAUGCUCCAUGGACUACCAGCUCUGGUCUUGCAAAUGGGUGGUAUUAACCCAUCGAAAGCAAGUAAUUAUAUAUCACAUAGACAGUGGUUUUGAUGUAAACAGAGGUUGGGCUGUGUUUUGUUGUUCAACUGUCAUAUAUUUGUAAUAGAGAUGUUAUGAAGUGCAGAUAUGUUCUGCCUGCUCAGACCUAAGUUACACCCUCAUCUUUCAUAUUAUGUCAUAGAAAAAGUCUCUUAAAAUUGUGAAAUUAGUUCCUGAUACGUUCUAUGAGUGGCGUUGUCAUCAGCGGUAGAGAGACAAGAACUGUUUUCGUAGUCUGUCUUAGAGUCUCCUAAAGGAGAGAAAUUUGCUUGGCUUUAAGGUGUAUUUAUUUGCUAUUGAAGUCUAAAUAUGUAACCUGUUUCUCAUUGGGAAGCUAGAAUAUAUUCUUCCUUUAUUUUAAACUUUUUUAGAUCACCUUUAAAUAACCAAAUUUGACUUAGGCUUUUAACAAAACACUUAGCAGAAAUCAAGCUAAUUUUGUUUUUGUGAUACAAACUUUUAAUAGUGUCGAGGGACCAUGUCAGCCAACUACCAACAAUCCCUUCAGUCUUCAGGUACAGCUGGCAUUUCUACAGACGCAUGCAGACAUCUGAGACCCUCAGAAAGGAAGGAAAUCUGUGGUCUCUUCCCUUCGUUUUACCCUUUUCUUAUAUUUCUAAAGACUGUAGGUAGUCUUAUGUUUUAAUGUAGCAUCUCUUAUUUAUUUUUUCUUUCUGAGGUAUUAAAAUAUCUAGACUGAAUUUUGCCAAAUGUUAAAGGGAGAAAAGUUACUGAGGACUUUGAACACUUGCUUUUUGUGAUUGACUAUGCUUAUAUGUCAUCAGUGCCUCAUGACUGUGUUUGAUGUCCUUUAUUGAUACAAAGUGAGCCUGUGCCUUCAUUAUCUUGCCCAUUUUGGUACAAAUGAAAACCUGGUGUUAGAUCAAUGAACUGUGUGGGUUAGGGAGGAAUAUACCUGAAUUCUAUUCAAUACAAGUUUCUGGACACAAAGAAAAAUACAGUCACAUAUUUAUAAAAUAGUUGUCACCAGGAUUCUUCUUUUUUAAAUUUUUAAUGUGCAUGUUUCUGCAUUUAAAAAGCAUCUGUGGCCAUUAAGUCAAAAAAGUGUACAGGUCAUUUCAAUUUCUUCACUGAGGGGAACACAAGAAGAUUGAUCCAAGUAAUUAAAACGUGUUAAAAGUCACUGGACAAGCUUGCAAGAAGAUAAACUCAAGAGUUGGUGGUAUAAGCCAUAAAGAUAUUAAAAGGGGUUUGGGGAUGGCAAGGUUGGUAGGGUAGAAAAAUGUGUAACACUUUUGAGAAGACAUACUAGCUCUCUAUGGAGAGUAGCAUUAUAACCAUACGUGUACUUCAAUAUUAUUUAUUCAAGAACAUAAGUGAUUACAGACUCACACAAUUGAUACUCUUUGAUAAUGGUACUCUUAAUUCAGACAAACGGAUGUUGAAGGUGUGUGUGUGUGUGUGUGUGUGUGUGUGUGUGUGUGUGUGUGUUGGGGGAUAUAUUUCUGAUUUCAAGAUAUAGUAACAAUAAACCCUGGUGACCGAUCCAGUACCCUGGGAACUAUUUAUCCCUUAUCAUGAGGAUUUCUGCAUUCAUUAAAAGGUGAAACGUGGAUUUUUUUUAUUAUUAUCGUAAAGGAAUUGUAGAAAAAUGCUUUGCUCUCUUCCUAUAGAAAAUGAUGAGCAAAACCGGACAAUGGGAAGAACACACACCGAUCAUGCAUUUUGACCUAAAACGAUAAAGCAGGGCUCAGAAGUUCAAGCUUGCUUUGGAAGGUCAAUCCAGGCCUAAAACAGUGUUUAUACUCUCAUUCUGGAUCAUCGUUGCUUUUUCUUACCCUAAAAAUCUUCAAAUGUGAUUUUUAAAAACUGUCCCCCUUCUAGUGUGGCAGAAUAUUAGGAAAAGAAACAUUUAUAAGGCUUUGCAAUUAGCAAACAUCCUCAACAUAUUUAGGCAUAUCACUCAUAUAUUUGAAGUAAGUGCAACUUUUUUCCUUUUAAAAAAAUGGCAAAUGCCAGUGUACUAGCGAUUUUAGGCAAGAAGCAAAUCUACAGUCAAGAAAAAAAAAGUGACUUAAACGUUUUCCUUUUCUGUUUAUAAUUUUGGUUGAUGUAGUUCUUUACAUCACUCCAGCUAUAUUCGUUACAAGAUAGGAAAUUAUUCUGAAAACACUUACUGUUUUCAUAGGUCAUUUGAGUCAUGAUGAAGCUAGAAGGUCUCAGAACUAUAUUUUUGUGUAUUAUUCCUCCAUUUCCAUUGCAGCAUUUAAGGUGGGAUGAGAGGUCAUUAAUAAAAUUAGGAAGCAAACUAUUCUGUCAUACAGGGAUGUUUUUAGAAUAAAUGGAAAAACGUCUGAAGCAUUUUCAGGGGAGAAAAAGGCUAUAUAAAACCAAGACAGUGAAGUUUUUUCCUGCCUGUGUUUCAACUUCGCCAUCUUUUCAAACAUUAAAACAAAGUCAAUCAAUAAGUAUCUGCUUAUAAGAAAACUCUAAAGUUAUUUCAGUGGGACUGGCACUAUAUUGGCCUCGUAAUCCAAUAAAUGCUAUGGAAUAAAAAGAUGAAAAG
Messenger RNA from Lynx canadensis (Canada lynx), 4813 nucleotides. RefSeq names its product reticulophagy regulator 1 (gene RETREG1). Bases 461 to 1537 code for a protein of 358 amino acids. NCBI's taxonomy places the organism in Eukaryota, Metazoa, Chordata, Mammalia, Carnivora, Felidae. Gene Ontology annotation, biological process: negative regulation of neuron apoptotic process; reticulophagy. Gene Ontology annotation, cellular component: endoplasmic reticulum membrane. The transcript has 7 exons. The record is from RefSeq and is a predicted model, not a curated record.